Messenger RNA from Phytophthora sojae, 1329 nucleotides. RefSeq lists its product as hypothetical. The record is from RefSeq and is a predicted model, not a curated record. The transcript is spliced from 4 exons. NCBI's taxonomy places the organism in Eukaryota, Oomycota, Peronosporomycetes, Peronosporales, Peronosporaceae. The coding region runs from base 1 to 1329 and encodes 442 amino acids.
AUGCCUACUAACGCUAACGCGAUUGUGCCUGUUCGAGUCCUGGAGGGCGCGGACGAGGUCGUGGACGCGGUCAAAAGGCCCGGACAAGAUCCUGCGAUGUCGACGAAGACCGAACAACAACUGGCGCUGGCCGAACCAGCGCGCCCGACAUCGACCCAUUCGACGCCAAGACGAGCUUCUCAACUGAUGGUUCCCCGUUCUGUGCAGUCCAGCCCUGGACGGCCCCUAGACCGUGGUUCCGACGCUCAAGCAGCACGUCUGCCGACGGAGUUGGCGCUGAACCCUGCGGCUGCAAGCGCUCUUGGAAAACGUGAUCAUGUGGUGCUGCGAGAGUGGCGCGAGACGAGGGUCCCGGAUUCCGGUGCACCACUACGUCUUGGGCCUGCUCCUGGCACUCGUGUCUUCGGACCUGAACUGCCAACCACGCUGCACUCGACGUUCCAAGAUCCGCUUCCGCUGAUUCCACGGGGCACGAGUGAAAUCCCAGGAUCCGACGUAAACUGUCUUGCUGACGACGAAGCCCGAGCGUAUGGAGCCGAACAACUGAUCCGCUGGAGCUCUCUUCCAGGGGAAGUCAUCUCUCCAGUCGACGUCGUCUACGACGAGGGAGAAGAAGAGUACGACAUGGAGGCUUGGGUCUUCGCUGCAUUCGAGACUGGGAAAUACUUGGGUCGUGUGAACGCUGGACGGACUUCCGAGUCCUGGAUUAAAGCGCUGUCCGCCAAACGCAGACGGCAACCACUGGUCUCGGACAUGAAGGCUGUCAACGUAUCGCCCAAGUUGCUUCCGGCUGCUGCAUGCGUCGCUGUGCUCCAGACCAUGUUAAUGGAGGCCGGCUUCGAGUUCCGCAAUGUGAUUCCUACGUGGAGGGAAGUCCGCGCGGUGUCCGAGGUGUCUGAGAAUCUGAUCCGCCGAGGUGUUGAAGAAGUUCAACUCAGACUCGCAGUUGAAAGUCUUGAGUCGAACAAACUGAUGGAUGGCGUAGGGUUUCACAUCCGACAGCCGCUGGAGCCUCUCCCAGCUGUGCAACUAUCCGAGCGAAGUACAAGUUCCCCGACUGAUGCCGAUGGAGAUGUCCUAAUGACGGACGACGCCGAUCCCGCGGACCAGAAGAAGAAGUCCUGCGACAUUGUCGUCCCAGAGUCUGGUGCCCUAACCAUCGUUCCUAGUCUGGUGGGACCAAGUGGUGCUUCCGAUGAGCCGAUGAACGCGGCCGCUGAAGGAACAGACCUGUCGGGGCACAGCUCCUCAGGAUCGUCGUUCUUGUCCGCGGCGGACUACAUGGCUGGCAGUGCAUGCCUGGACCAAGCCCGAUGGCGAUGGAAAUGA